CUCAUUCGGGGUCGCCGCUCCUAUGUGGAACCGCAGGCUUGAGCCCGCAAAGUGAGCUCCAGCGGGUCCUCUGCCCCAGACCGCCUGCCAGCGAAGGUCCUCCUGGGGCGAGGCCACGUCCGAGGUAGGACUCGGAAGGUCUCCAGUCUUUGUUCUUCGCAGCGAAGGGGCGGGGCCGCGUCAGAUCCCGUCCCGGAAGCGGAAGUGCAGGCAUCGCGGUGUCCGGUCCACUUCGACCCCGGCCCGUGUGGCAGCGGUUCCGCCCCGUGGUCUCGACGCGCACUCUAGGUUGCGGCUGUGUUGUCUGGUCCCACCAUGCUGUCUCUAGACUUUCUGGAUGAUGUUCGGCGGAUGAACAAGAGGCAGCUGUACUACCAAGUCCUAAAUUUCGGGAUGAUUGUCUCCUCGGCACUAAUGAUCUGGAAGGGGUUGAUGGUAAUAACUGGAAGUGAAAGUCCAAUUGUAGUGGUGCUCAGUGGCAGCAUGGAACCUGCAUUUCAUAGAGGAGAUCUUCUUUUUCUAACAAAUCGAGUUGAAGAUCCCAUACGAGUGGGAGAAAUUGUUGUUUUUAGGAUAGAAGGAAGAGAGAUUCCUAUAGUUCAUCGAGUCUUGAAGAUCCAUGAAAAGCAAAAUGGGCAUAUCAAAUUUUUGACCAAAGGAGAUAAUAAUGCUGUUGAUGACCGAGGCCUCUAUAAACAAGGACAACAUUGGCUAGAGAAGAAAGAUGUUGUGGGGAGAGCCAGGGGAUAUCAGGAGAACAGAUCAGUGGAGGACAGUAAUUAUUUGUUCCUUAUAUUGGAAUUGUGACAAUCCUCAUGAAUGACUAUCCUAAAUUUAAGUAUGCAGUACUGUUUUUGCUGGGUUUAUUUGUGCUGGUCCAUCGUGAGUAAGAUGUCUGCCUCGCUGUUCCUGGGAAGAUGCUGUGCUUUUUGUUACUGAAUGUCUGGAGUAGAUCCUGGUCUGUGAUUGGCGGAAUGGAGGACACACAUGUUGGAGCGUCUUGGUAGCACUGGUUUGCAUUAGUUUUGUUUCCACACCGAGUCUGUGUGGGCGGGUGCAUGUGUACCAUGGAGUGCACUCAAGGGGACUUUCAAUCACAGGAUUUCAUAUGUUGUCAUUGUCACUCUUUCACAUUUUUGUACAUCAGUGAAUUUUUUAUAUUAAAAGGUUGAGCCAAAGCCCCCAGUGUUUGUAUUUUGAAGCCAAGCUUCACUUCUAAAGUGCCUAUAGAGUUCUGUAAAUGAAAAUGCAGCUCUGCAUGAGUUUAAAGGUGUCAUUCCUCCUUCAAAUUGGAAUGGCACAUAUUAAGGAGGUCAUAGUCUUAACUUUUCAAAAUUUUAAAUAAAAGACUUUGCACAUUGAACCCCUUA
Molecule: messenger RNA, 1370 nt
Organism: Nannospalax galili (Upper Galilee mountains blind mole rat)
Lineage: Eukaryota; Metazoa; Chordata; Mammalia; Rodentia; Spalacidae
Gene: Sec11a
Product: SEC11 homolog A, signal peptidase complex subunit
Exons: 7
Coding region: 316-807 (163 amino acids)
Cellular component (GO): signal peptidase complex; membrane
Molecular function (GO): serine-type endopeptidase activity
Source: RefSeq, a predicted model, not a curated record